CCAGUGGCGGGCCAUCGACCUUUGAGCAUAGUUCUCCUGCAAGGCAGGCCUUGCUUUUCUUCCGAGUCAGAUCUUAUAAUGGCGUUCUCUCCGGGUCUGUUCAUCUUGUUGUGCUUUAUCAUCUUUCCCUUUGCCAUCUCCGCUCCAUCACCUGCAUCAACAAGCAUCACCCUAUGGCAGUUUGGCCAGCCACGGCUUCUAAACGCUCCACUCGGCACGCUUCCUCUCAUUCCGCUGGGCAGCGAAGGCGGCGCUACGACGUAUCUAUAUCAGGCUCUGGUCCCUGCAACACCCACGGAUGAUCCGAGAGUAAUUGCGACAUCAACGGUGGCGCGGACAAUAAUUGCGUCGGCUUCCGGCUGGGUCGAGCCCUUCGAUAAUGGGAACAACAUCGCCUGCCAUCUCAUCAACCCCACCUUCGGCGCGUGUGUAGAGGGUACGGCAAGCCAGACGGCAAACAUGGGAACACCAACACCAGAGGUGCUACAGGUUGCUUUAGAUGCACUUCCUGCGGCCCAGAGCUUUCUGCCGAAUCCGUCGACUUCGCUGCCUCAAAGCACACAGGCUGCCGCGGGCCUGCCGCUACCGGCAAUCGUCGGCGCAGUUGUCGGCGCCGUCCUGCUGAUAGCAAUUGUUGCUGGUGCUUGCUUCAUCCUCUCACGCCGGCGGAGGAAGCAACGCAGCAUUGAAGACGGAAUGGCCCCGCGGCACUUCCUCGCCCCACCCACUGCAUACCCUUCCGCUCCGAAAAUGAGCUACAGCUACACGCCGUACACGCCGAACGCCCACCGACGCGGUCUAACCAUCGAUACAAGCGUCUCAACUCUCGUCUCCUCCACCCCGAGCAUGUCGCAGAAAUCCAACCACCUCGGCGACGUCGGCUAUCAACAGCGCCUUGAUCCGCCAGCGCCGUCAGUGCACGCGUCCUCUGCGGCUUCCGUCCUGACGAACCCAUAUCCUGAGUCCGCGCUCACAAACCCAUACGCCGAGUCUGUGCUCACAAACCCGCAUUCGCCUGUCCCAUCAAUGUACCCCGAGCUAUCCGGCGCUCUCGGGCCAUACGGGCAUCUCAGUCCGCCGGGACAUUGGCGCGCCGGCGUUGGUGGCGAGGAGUCCAGAGUUCCGGCGCAUCCAGGGGUCGCUGGCCGAGCAAUUGCAAGCAGCAGCAGUGUAGUAGUAGACAAUGCGCCUCUCCCCACCUCCUCUUCAGGCAGCUUUGCACGCGUUAUGUAUGACGACAACGGUGAGGAUCGAGCAGAUGAUGCCCCGCCGCCAAUGUAUUCGGGACCAAGUUCCUCCAAGAUCGUAGUUACUGGCGACGUGAAAACUACUAGAGAAUGA
Molecule: messenger RNA, 1341 nt
Organism: Mycena indigotica
Lineage: Eukaryota; Fungi; Basidiomycota; Agaricomycetes; Agaricales; Mycenaceae
Exons: 3
Coding region: 79-1341 (420 amino acids)
Source: RefSeq, a predicted model, not a curated record